CACACACAUAUAUACAUGCUCCACUCCCUUUAACUGUUAUAUCCUGUUCUUUGCAUGGGAGGGAUGUUUUUUUAAUGGAAAGCUUUUUAAGUGGUAGAACCUGCCAGGUUUAAUUCACACAGCAUUUCACUUCCAGAAGAACACAGUGUCCUUACUGCUGGAUGCCACAAUGAAGGCCUACCAAGUGGUCUGUUUGAUUUGUAUGAUAAUCCUUCAUGUAUUUGCAAUCGCUCCAGUUAACUUCACACCAACUCUUUUGUCAGACGUGACCGCGCCAGUCACUACCAACACUGUGUACCUAAAGAAGCCAUUCUGUAGCUUUGACAAUAUCACUGACCCACUCUGUGGAACCCCAAGCACGUGUAACAUAUGGCUGGUGUCCGCCCUAGGCUCAGCAAUGAGCACAUUUGACAGCAGCAAAACCAAUCCAAGCUUUAUCAGCUUGUCUCCAUACCCAACUGCAUUCAAACCGGGCCAGAAUAAUUACUCCAUCACUAAAGUUGGUCUUCAGAAUAGUUUCGUCUGCUCAGCUGCUGGUACUACACCUUCAUAUUUCCUAGUCGGAGCAGAUGGGGCUUGUAAUACCGCUAACUGCAAUGGUGUGUUGCCUCAAGGCUCGACUAUGAGUUUCAAGUAUCUUCUUGUCUCUGCAGACAACGUACUUGUUGCAGAGACAAAUUGGUUAACAAACAUUACUCUGAAAACACUGAAAGAUCCAGACAGUCUCGGUAGUGGUUACGCUGGAAGGUCCGCUGCGAUGGUGGUGAUCACAUCGAUUCUUUGCGCUGCCGCAGCUCUCAUUUUGCUGUUGCUGCUCAUUGCCCUGAUUCUGUCCUGCUGCAUCAGCAAAAAGAAAACGCAAUCGUACGAAGCGAGACGUCAGACUUCGUUCAUGGGAUCCCUCCGUAUCCCCAGCUAUGAUGUGCACCACCUGAAGAACCCUUCCCCAUACGACAACCCUGCAUAUGAGCAAGACCUGAAGAAGAGGUACACCAAGACUUCCACCCUGCCGCAGAAAACCCCUACCGUCAUCACCACGGUGCAGUCCAACUCUCCAGAUACCAUCAACAUGCAGAAAAUGUAAAGGCAUACCCAAAUUUGAUUGAAUUCAAACGUGGCUAGCAAUCUGGGAGGCAAAAACACAACAUGCUAAUUUAAUUUUUUUUUUUAAUUGAAAUUGAAUUGGAAAUGUGUUUUAUUUUGGACUAAAUUUGACUAAACAUUCUGCAUUGCCUGGCCAGAAAAAGUCUCCAUCUAGAUUUCACUUAUGUUGGAAGACAUAAACUGCAGUUGUGGGAAAGAUGUUAUUUUUCACAUGGUCAAAUUAUUAGCCUGCAUCAAGUAAAGAAAAAAACAAAGUAUAUUGCUGAAACUACUAAAAUUGGGUUAAGAACUUUCCAACGCAUCAUUAAAACCUGGAAGGAUACUGGUGAACCAUCAUGUUUGAGGACGAAAUGUGGGCGGAGAAAAAUCUUGAAUGAACAUGUAGUGAAAUAAGAUUAUAAUAAACAGGCAAAUUUCAAUACGACAAUGUCAGGAUUCAUCAUGCUCAGAUUUUGAGAGAGGUCAGGUUAUUAAAAGUCUAUUUUGGUCAGGGUUUACAAUUUUGAGCUUCUUGGAGAAAUUUGACACAACCAUUUUGAUCAAAACUGAAAUAGGGCCUACCAAUGAAUUCAACCAACACUAACAUACUUUUUACUAUGUUUAAAAUUUUUACAGCCACAGCAGCAUUUUAAUUAAUGAAAACUCUUAAAAAAUGUUUAAAUAUAUUAAACAUUAUGUUAUAUUAUGUUACAAAAAUGUACACAGCAUUAAAGAAAACAGGGUUUGGUUUAUAAGUUUAUAAUAUAGGGGUUGAGGAAUUAAUGAGAAAUUCUACUUACGCUGGAGUAUAAAAAUAAACGUGUAACUCGGUUAAAAAAAUGCUCAAAUUCUCUCAGUUUGAAUGCAUUAUAAAGUAAAAAGAACAUUUAUGCAACUAAUAAAAUUUAGUUGAUGUCA
Silurus meridionalis is the source of this 2001-nucleotide messenger RNA. RefSeq names its product uroplakin 3b (gene upk3b). Lineage: Eukaryota; Metazoa; Chordata; Actinopteri; Siluriformes; Siluridae. Bases 170 to 1084 code for a protein of 304 amino acids. The transcript has 6 exons. The record is from RefSeq and is a predicted model, not a curated record.